Messenger RNA from Hirsutella rhossiliensis, 555 nucleotides. RefSeq names its product ribosomal protein 60S l18 and 50S l18e domain-containing protein. The transcript has 4 exons. Gene Ontology annotation, biological process: translation. Bases 1 to 555 code for a protein of 184 amino acids. Lineage: Eukaryota; Fungi; Ascomycota; Sordariomycetes; Hypocreales; Ophiocordycipitaceae. Gene Ontology annotation, cellular component: ribosome; cytosolic large ribosomal subunit. The record is from RefSeq and is a predicted model, not a curated record. Gene Ontology annotation, molecular function: RNA binding; structural constituent of ribosome.
AUGGGUAUCGAUCUCAACAGCCACCACGUCAGGGGCACGCACCGCAAGGCCCCCAAGAGCGACAAUGUCUACCUCAAGCUCUUGGUGAAGCUCUACCGCUUCCUGGCCCGCCGUACCGAUGCUUCCUUCAACAAGGUCGUCCUCCGCCGGCUCUUCAUGUCCAAGAUCAACCGCCCGCCCGUCUCCCUGUCGCGCAUUGUGGCCAACAUCGACGACAAGAGCGAGAAGCGCACCGUCGUCAUCGUCGGCACCGUCACCGACGACAACCGCCUCCUGACCUUCCCCAAGGUCACCGUCGCUGCUCUGCGGUUCACCGCGACCGCCCGCGCUCGCAUCAUCGCUGCCGGCGGUGAGGCCAUGACCCUCGACCAGCUGGCCCUCCGUGCCCCGACGGGCGCCAACACCCUGAUCCUCCGCGGACCCAAGAACAGCCGCGAGGCCGUCAAGCACUUUGGUUUCGGCCCUCACAAGCACAAGAAACCCCAUAUCGAGUCCAAGGGUCGCAAGUUCGAGCGUGCCCGUGGUCGCAGACGUUCGCGCGGCUUCAAGGUUUAG